Molecule: messenger RNA, 1828 nt
Organism: Aegilops tauschii subsp. strangulata
Lineage: Eukaryota; Viridiplantae; Streptophyta; Magnoliopsida; Poales; Poaceae
Product: cysteine-rich receptor-like protein kinase 10
Biological process (GO): protein phosphorylation
Molecular function (GO): ATP binding; protein kinase activity
Source: RefSeq, a predicted model, not a curated record
GAGUGGCCGGGAGGGCUGUGAAAAAAUGUAGCGUUUGUGUCACCAAGAAGGAGAGCUCUCGGCAAAGCUGGUGCUGGUUUCUUCCUUGGGCGUGUGUGUACGUGUGUGUUCAUGAGAGUGUUCUUGUGAGAAACCAUAUACGAGAGAAGAGAGAGUUGACAGGAAGAAGAAGAGCGGCGCUGCGACGAGAGGCGGCGCCAACACUGCUGACGCCGUCGAGGUGGAGGAAUGGCCGACGGCUCCCGAUCUGAAGAACGAGUGUGGAGGCGGCGAGGUGGGCGGCGGAGAUGGGGCUGAGCAGCGCGUCGAUGGAGAAUCGACCGGGGGGAGGGGCGGGCCCCGGGAAACCCUGACCCGCUCGCUCUGGAGCGCGUGCGAAACGAGAAGACAUGGGUCACGGGAGGAAAGGUGACUCUGGAUUCUCGAAAGCACACGAUGGCAUUUGCAGAGUGCUUUCUGUCAAAGUUUGAGGCCAGUUCGAUCGGGCCUGAAAGAUCGGGAUGCUGGUGGAGUGGUGGGUGGGGUGGGGAAUACUGUGGAAGUGGACGGCCGCGCAUAAAGCUUGCCUUUCGAGCUUACUAGCACUACUGAUACACGAGUGAGGACCGAGGACCGAGGAGUCGGAGCGCAUGGUCAUCCUCUCUUCACAUCUGCGGGCGGCAGCCGCCGCGCCUGAUCUCCGUGCUCCAGCCUCCUCCGCGUCCGGCGAGGCCGGAUCCGGGUUCCACGUCAUGUGCUCUCUGCUCUGCCCCCUUUCGCCGUCUCCUUCCGCCGCCUCCGCCAGCUCAACCGGGGAUGGCGAUGUGGAUGAGCGGCAAUAACCUUGGCACCCGCGAUGUCUUGCCGCACGAGUGAGGUCGAGUAUCCUGAGCAUUACGGGCAACAACUACGUGUGGUUUUCAAUUUCAGUUGCAAAAGCUCAAGAGGACGAAUGGCAGAGGACAAGAGCAGUGGCACGGGGAACAAGGUUGACAACAUACAUGGUCAGCCACGUAAGCUACCGUACCAAUUUAUAAAAGAUAUUACGAAUGAUUUCGAUGAGGCUCAAAUAGUUGGCCGUGGUGCAUACGGAACAGUUUACAAGGGUACUCGUGAAAAUGGUGAGGAGAUUGCUGUGAAGGUACUUCAGAACAUGACUGGAUUUGAUAAUAAGGAGUUUGAGAACCUUAGGAGGCUCAAGCAUCAAAACGUUGUUGAACUAUUGGGUUUCUGCAACGAAUCAGAGAAAGUUGUUGCAGAAUAUAAUGGGAAGCAAGUUAUCGCUGAAAAGAUGCAUACAGCGCUCUGCUUCGAGUAUGUAUGUAAUGGUAGCCUUGCCGAGUAUAUUUCUGAUGAUCCUUGCUUGGGACUUAAUUGGCAGAUACUAUACAAAAUAAUUAAAGGGACCUGUCAGGGUUUAGAAUAUCUUCGGCAUGGAUUGGAGGUUCCAAUAUGGCAUUUGGACUUAAAACCUGCUAACAUAUUGCUAGAUAAAGAUAUGAUUCCAAAGCUUGCAGAUUUUGGCUUGUCAAGACUCUUAGGUGAUGAAAACACAAGAAAGACCAUCAGUCCCGUCGGUACAUGCAAUCCAGUUCUCGCGGUGACCGGAAGCAACCACUUCAGUGUAUGUGGACGGCUCAUGGAUGUUCUCAACCUGUUAUGCGCAACUGAAAGCAUAGUGAGCAAGAGCAAUGUCACACUCUUCAGUUAGGCGGGGCUACUUGCCACCAGAGUAUGUGCAGCAAGGACUGAUGACAAAAGAGUUUGAUAUAUUUGGUUUGGGUGUUAUAAUUGCAAAGUUAAUGGCUGGACGUGAAGGCUACUCCAAAAUUGAUGACAUGAAAGAGAA